Molecule: messenger RNA, 585 nt
Organism: Ostreococcus lucimarinus CCE9901
Lineage: Eukaryota; Viridiplantae; Chlorophyta; Mamiellophyceae; Mamiellales; Bathycoccaceae
Exons: 1
Coding region: 1-585 (194 amino acids)
Biological process (GO): rRNA processing
Molecular function (GO): methyltransferase activity
Source: RefSeq, a predicted model, not a curated record
AUGGCGACGACGGCGCUCCUGCGCGCGUCCGGCGCGUGCGCGCGACGCGGUCGACGCAUCGCCGCGUCCGCGCGCGCGGCGUCGUCCGCGUCCUCGACCGCGCGGUCCACGCGCGCGGUCCCGCUCGUCGUCGUCGUCGUCGGCAAGGGCGGCGGCGCGAAAGUCGACGACGCGGUCGACGAGUACGCGCGGCGGUGCGCGCGCUACGCGCCGUUCGAGGAGAAGACGGUGAAACAAAACCCGAAGAACGUCAAGGAUACCGAGCUGCAGAAGGUUCACGAGGGCGAGCGGGUGAUGCGGGCGAUCACGGCGCGGGAUUACGUCGUGCUGCUGGACGAGCGCGGGCGGGACGCGUCGAGCGAGGAGGUGGCGGAAUUGGUGGCGAGGAUCGGGGACGAGGGCUACGAGCGAGGGGUGUUCGUUUUGGGUGGGCCGUUCGGACACGGGAAAGACGUGAUCGAUCGAGCGAACGAGAGCCUGCGGUUGUCGAAGAUGGUGCUGAAUCAUCAAGUGGCGAGGUUGGUGGUGACGGAGGCGUUGUAUCGAGCGCACACGAUUUUACGCGGCGAACCGUAUCAUCACUAG